This is a messenger RNA of Papilio machaon (common yellow swallowtail), 2444 nucleotides long. RefSeq names its product CSC1-like protein 2 (gene Tmem63). The transcript has a single exon. Gene Ontology annotation, cellular component: plasma membrane. Bases 163 to 2400 code for a protein of 745 amino acids. The record is from RefSeq and is a predicted model, not a curated record. NCBI's taxonomy places the organism in Eukaryota, Metazoa, Arthropoda, Insecta, Lepidoptera, Papilionidae. Gene Ontology annotation, molecular function: calcium-activated cation channel activity.
UUGGAAAAAAAUUGUAUCAAUUGUAAAGUUAACCGUUUACUGUGGUGAAAAAGUGUAGAAAUAAAUGUUUUAUUGAAAAUUAAAACAAUUGAUUAUCAGUGACCUAUUAAACAUGUGAAUGCUUUAUAUUUUCGUGAUAUACGUCUAUUUGCAAGAUCAACAAUGAAUACUGUUAACGGAAUAAUUUACACAUUUUCGUCCAGCAACUCCUCAACUCCGGCGGACGAGGGUUGUAUGUUAGUAAAUACGUCCCAGAAUGUUAUUAUUACCGGGGCUUACAACGGGAUACCACAAACGUUAAUCCUUAACGUGAUAUCUUGGACGUGUCUCAUCGCUUUGUUCACAAUACUGCGACGUACGGCUUGGAACUAUGGCCGUAUGGCACUAGUCCAGCGUUCAAGAAAUCGUUGGACUAAUUUAUUCUACCGUGGCGCCGACGGCGAUUCGCUCGUCGAAAGGCGGCGAAGUCAGGACGAGGCUUCAACCAUCGACGAAGGAUUCUUUGCGUGGCUACCGGCCGUCUUCCGCCUCACGCGCGAGCAGGUUCUUGCGAAAUGCGGCCCGGACGCGGUUCACUACCUUUCAUUCCAGCGACAUGCAAUAACACUAAUGUUUAUUGUUACAAUUGUGUCUAUUGGGAUCAUAUUGCCCAUUAACUUUCAGGGAACAAACUUACAAGUUGAUGCAAAUACAUUCAGUAGAACAACUUUGACUAAUUUAAAUGGAAGGUCCUUAUGGCUUUGGGCACAUACAUUGAUUAGUAUUUGUUUUCUGCCAAUUUCAGUGCUAAUUAUGAGAAGAUGCACUGGACGCAAACCCGUACCUACCUCUAUGACUGGAACUGUUAUGAUAACUAAUAUAUCCAAAGGUGAUAGAAAUGAGGCGACUAUCAGAGCAUAUUUCACGCACAACUUUCCACAUAUUCAAAUAGUUGACUUACGUCUGGCAUACAACAUCAAUAAGCUUAAUGAAGUUCAAGAGAAGAAGGAAAUGGUUACAGAAGCUCUCAUUUACACUGAUACAUAUUACAAAAAGACUGGGAAAAGAAUAACUGUGCGGAAGGAACUAUGCGGUCCCGAGGUUGAUGCAUUGGAGUAUUACACAAAUGAAGAAAAGCGUCUCAAGGAUGAAGCUAAAAGGUGCCGUGCUAUGGUUCUUAAUGAUCCACUUGGCAUUGCAUUCCUGACGCUACCAUCAUACCAGCUGGCUGAACAUGUUAUUAACAACUUUAAUUUGCACCGUGGCUGGGUGCUCACACAUGCUACAAACCCUUCUGACAUUGUGUGGGAGAACCUGAGCGUACAACCCAGUGUUUGGUAUGUUAAAGCUAUAAUUGUCAAUUUUGCCCUCUUCAUUGUUCUAUUUUUCCUAACAACACCAGCUAUUAUAGUCAAUCUAUUUAACACAUUGGUUGUUAAACCUGACUCUUUGAAUAGAAUUAGCAGUAUUAUAUUUGAAUUUCUUCCGACCCUGUUGCUGUGGACCAUGGCUGCAGUGAUGCCAGCGAUUGUAGGCUUUACCGAUAAAUUCCUCUCGCACUGGACCAAAUCUCAACAGAACUACUCGAUAAUGACAAAAACCGUAUCAUUCUUGUUACUCAUGACUUUGAUAUUGCCAUCUCUAGGAUUGGCCAGUGCUGAAGCUUUUGUUGCGUGGACAUUACACCACGAGAACGAUACAAUGCGAUGGGAUUGCGUAUUUCUACCCGACAAAGGCGCCUUUUUCGUUAAUUACGUCAUUACGUCUGGCUUUAUUGGUACUGCACUUGAAUUGAUUCGCUUCCCUGAAUUGUUCUUAUAUGUUUGGUAUCUCUUGCAGUCAAAGUCGAAAGCUGAAAAGAGUUAUGUUAAAAAAGCUAUCCUUUACGAGUUUCCAUUCGGUGUACAUUAUGCAUGGAGUUUGGCUAUUAUAUCUAUCACAAUAGUGUACAGUCUCGCUUGUCCACUGAUUUCCCCCUUUGGCCUGAUAUACCUGCUGUUGAAGCACAUAGGCGACAAGCACAACUUGUACUUUGCUUACGGGCCAAGCGACAUGAGCGGGGUCGGGGGCGGGCGAAUCCACGCUGCGGCCGUGAGGAUGGUGCGAGUAUCCGUGUUACUGUUACUCGUGAACAUGGCGGCGUGGGCGGGCCUGCGUUCGGGCUUCGAGGCGCGCACUAUAAUUCUAAUUAUGGCAUCGAUUGUCGCGUUCGGUACUUUCCUGCUGCUCAGUCCAUUUCCGAGUUGCACGCCGCCGGCGCCGCUGCAGGCUGAGACAAGUGUGCGAUUCCAGGAGUACGUGGCUCCCGUUCUAUUGAAACCGGUCGACUCUACCCCGGUAUCGACGCCCUCUACCCCUGAUUACGGCGCUAAUUCACCUGUUAUUAAUCCUACUUAUAACCCCAACCCUAUAAACAUAUAAUUUUUUAGUUUAGCAAAAUUAAUAAUAACAAAGAUAUCAUUUAU